This is a messenger RNA of Uncinocarpus reesii 1704, 1146 nucleotides long. RefSeq lists its product as uncharacterized. The transcript is spliced from 2 exons. Bases 1 to 1146 code for a protein of 381 amino acids. The record is from RefSeq and is a predicted model, not a curated record. NCBI's taxonomy places the organism in Eukaryota, Fungi, Ascomycota, Eurotiomycetes, Onygenales, Onygenaceae.
AUGGCAGUUUCAUCAGAGCAGCUUACGAUUAAACCGACUUCCGGGUCGCCCUACCAACUGAAUAAUGAGCAGGUGAAUCGAGCUUCCACAGCACUUCUGCGGCACAUAAAAAGCGAAGAGAAGAAAAGAGCAGAGGAGUCGACGGUUAAAAAACUGCCACUCGAUGGAGGUAGCGAUUCUGAAAACGAGGAUGAAAUCGGCGAUGAUGUUCCAGUUUGGCUUGUUCUCACGACGAAAAAGCACAUUGUGGACAAGAAUCGUCUGAAGCCGGGAAAAAUAACCGUGCCACAUCCCCUAAACCCAGUAUCCUCGCUUAAUAUCUGCUUGAUCACUGCGGAUCCGCAACGAGCCGUGAAGGAUGCGAUUGCCGACGAGGCAUUCCCUAAAUCGCUAUCGACUCAGAUUACAAAAGUGAUAGGUUUUACGAAACUAAAGGAACGGUAUAAGAGUUUUGAAAGCCGGCGCAAGUUUUUAUCGGAACAUGAUGUGUUUCUAGCGGAUAACCGGAUUAUAUUGCGACUGAUUCAGGUGCUGGGAAAGACCUUUUUCAAAUCGAACAAAAGACCGAUUCCAGUAGUCAUUGAGGAAGUUCAGAAAUCAAACGGGAAACGACUGAAGAAGGAUGAGAGGAAGAGACCUCCUCCAGGUGAAAAGUACGCUUCUGUGGCAUCUCCCGAGGUCAUCGCAAAGGAGAUCGGCAAGGCUCUAAAUUGCGUUCCUGUGCAUCUGGCUCCAUCCACAACAGCUGCCAUUCGUGUUGGAUCUUCCCGGUUCACGCCUCAGCAGAUUGCAGAAAAUAUCGAAGCGGUGGUACAGGGCAUGGUCGAUAAAUAUGUCACGAAGGGAUGGAGAAAUAUCAAGGCGAUUCACUUAAAAGGGGCUACUACUAUGGCUUUGCCAAUCUGGCUGGCAAGUGAAUUGUGGGUCGAGGAUGGUGAUGUCCGCGAAAACGAGGAGGAAGGAGAGACGAAAGCGAUCGAGGGAUCUAAAAAAUCAAACAAGAAGAGAAAGACAAUCAAGGAGACUGAUGCUUCGGAUUCGAAGAAGCGCAAGGUGACGGAGGAGGGUGAUGAUGAAGCAGAACUUAUUGCUUCCAAAAAGCAAAAGCUGAAGGCGCAAAAGGCGAAGGCACGGGCGGAAAGUUGA